CAAGCUCACACUCCACCCUUCUUCGACAAGGGCUAGCUCGAAUCGUGAGCAGCUACCGUGAGGCUAAGACUAAACGCGCAAGGACUAUGGCUUUUACCUCGGGACCAGGGACAUGGUCUCCCCGGGGACGGGCUAGCCAGUAGAGACUUGGCGUUGCCAGACGUGGUAUCUCGCUUCAGCUGGAACUAAUUGAAUGGAUGAGGAAGACGCCGUUUGAAUCAGAUGGACAGUCGGAACUUGGACUCGCUGCACAUGGAAACUUUUCACGGGCAGGCAAAAUGCGUGCGUCCGGCGACCCCACCGGCAGCCCAGAAGAAUCCUAAGAAAUCCCCGGCACAGGCCGAGGACCCCGAUCAGGGAGGGCACACUCGUUCACAGAGUGACACAAAGCAGAUUUCUUCGCACUGUGACACUCUUCUCGUCUGUCCGUCAAAGAAACAGAAUCCGUCUGGCGUGGAUCGUGAAUCUAGGGGCAUCUCCGCCUCCAGUCCAUCAGCCGUGUAUUGCCUUGUCAUGCCUCAGCUCUCUGCUUUCUUAAGCUCGCCCCAUACGGGCUGGUCUCACGGUCUGGUCUGGUUUCCUUCUUCACUGUCAUUUCUUCACGGCCUGCUCGUCGUCGUCGGCAAUGGACUACGACUCCUUUGAUGCGCUCGUGCAGUAUCUCUUCAAGAAGACUCAGGGUGACGCCUGGUUUAAGCCUUCGGAGGAGAAUGUGUCUGCCGGUGUCUGUCUUCGCGUCGAGCCUGGCCAUUUCCGCGUGUUCCCUUACGAAAACCCUUUCCUCAUUCCCUUCGAGGCCGCCGUCCGUAGCCUGAACCCGCUCGUCGCUAUCAAGGUUCGCAGUGCCGCCGUCCAUGCAGCCUUGGCCACAGUCUCGGAAGACGCGACUGCCAUCUACAUCGACCAUGACACGCGCAUCCAGAUUCUGGACAGCAUGGCCCAUCUCCCUCAGGCCGAGAAGGAACAAUCCGGCGCAUUCUUGCGCGACGAACGUGUUCUGAUCGUCUGGUCGGAUGAUAUCGACAGCAUCGUCCCUCACUGCGCCGACUUUGAGGAGAAACUGAUGAAGCUCGUCUGGCGUUUCCGGACGCAGAACGGGAGUGCGUCGGUCCUCACCUCAGGCUCCGUCGGGGCCCCAUCGACCACUGCUUCCGACGUCAAUUUGACGGAGAAGCCCGCUCUUGGGCCGAUGACGGAAGGCGGGCUUGAUAUUGAUGCCGUUGCGGCUGCGCAUGCGGAGAAGACGCAGGCGCCGCCGAAGAAGAACCGAGUAUGUGGGUGGUGGAAGCUGGGCUCGAGGAGCUCUGGGCCAGCGCCCGGGGACCCAGAGAAGCAGCAGGCGCGAAAGGACAUGCGCCCUAUCCGGCUGUUUGCGCCGUUUUACAACGGGCUUGGGGCGGGGCUUGCUGUUUUCUUUAUGGCCAGUGGGACUGAGAUUCUCUUGGCCGAGUGGCGCCAGGAUGGCAAGGUUUCUCGGUUCGGGCUGAUUGGUACGAUGCCGUUCCUUGUCUGUGUUGCGCUGUUCUUUGCGCUCCAAGUAAUCGCCGCCAUCUCAUACUUAGUCGGUCCCAUUGCACAGUAUCACGAGAACUCGCGAUACUACUCUGCGAUCCGUCCUGAGCCGAAUCCGGAAGUCGACGCUCAGCUUCCUCAUGUCACGGUCGAGCUUCCCGUGUACAAGGAGAGUCUCGAAGAAACGAUUGCACCAUCGGUCUAUUCGCUCAAGAAGGCCAUGCAAACGUAUGCCCGACAGGGUGGCACUUCUGCUAUCUUUGUCCACGACGAUGGGCUUCAGCUCCUUAGCGAGGCCGAACGUGAGAAACGGAUCGCGUUCUACGCCGACCACAACAUCGGCUGGGUCGCUCGGCCGAAACACGAGGAUUCGCCCGAAGGUUUCAAGCGUGCGGGUCGAUUCAAGAAGGCGUCCAACAUGAACUACGGGCUGGCACUAUCCCUCAAGAUGGAGGCCAAGAUCCUCGAACUCGAGGCCCAGGAACGGAUGGGCCAGAUCACCAUUGGAGAUGAUGAGUCUCUUGAGGACCGAGCCCUAGCUCUCGCCAUCGAAGAGGUGUAUCAGGAGAACGGCGAGAAGUGGCGACCCUGGGCUAGGAACGCCCGCUCGUUGCGCGUCGGCGAGGUCAUCCUCAUUGUGGAUUCGGAUACGAUUGUGCCCGAGGACUGCUUCCGUGAUGCCGCCCGCGAGUUGGCCGAGUCUCCUGAUGUCGCUAUCAUCCAGCAUGAGUCCGAUGUCAUGCAAGUCGCUCACCACUACUUCGAGAACGGAAUUGCGCACUUUACUCGACGGAUCAACAAGUGUAUCUCAAUGGGCUGCGCGAACGGUGAGGUCGCUCCGUUCGUGGGGCACAACGCUUUCCUGCGUUGGUCGGCGAUCCAGGAUGCUGCUUUCAUUGACGACGACGGCAAGACGAAGAUCUGGUCCGAGAGCAACGUCUCCGAGGACUUCGACAUGGCCCUCCGCUUGCAACUGCAAGGUUACAGCAUUCGUUGGGCAACGUACUCAGAGGGUGGAUUCAAAGAGGGGGUGUCACUGACGGUGGAUGAUGAGCUUAACCGGUGGCAGAAGUAUUCGUACGGCUGCAACGAGCUCAUCUUCAAUCCUAUCAAAGACUGGUGGCAUAUGGGUCCGGUCACAAAGCAAUUGAGGACGUUCUACUGGUCUGACGCACCAAUCCACUACAAGAUCAGCAUGUCGUCGUACAUGUUCUCGUACUACGGAAUCGCUGCCUCGACCGUGCUUUCGAUCGUCAACUACUUGGUCCUUGGCUUCGCCCUGAACAUCGACGGCUUCUACAUGCACUCGUUCGAGAUCUGGCUCGCAUGCAUGGUCGUGUUCCCUGGGGCCGGUAACGCGGCUUACACGUUGCUCGAGUACCGGCUGGGACAUCGCAAUAUCCUUGCUGCGUUGGUGGAGAACUGUACCUGGAUCCCUUUCUUCUUCUUCUUUUUCGGCGGACUGAGCAUCCAUCUAUCGACCGCGUUGUUGGCGCACAUGUUCUCGUACAACAUGACAUGGCAGGCAACAAAGAAGGAAGUCGAGCGAUCAAACUUCUGGAUUGAGGUGCCCCGGAUCUGGCAGCGCUUCCGACUCGCAUUCGUCAUCUGCUUCGCUAUCAUUGCCAUGAUGAUCGUGUUUUCGCUACCCGUCGUCACCCCGGCUUGGCAGGUGCCAGCGUCGAGUUGGGCCGUCAUUCUUCCCCUUGCUGUUGUCGCCGGCGGUCAUAUCUUGUUCCCCAUCGUGCUCAACCCCUGGUUGAUGAUCUUCUCAUACUGAGCACCGAACAUUCCCAGUCGCAUAUUUUAUACUCGCAUAGAUUUCCCCCUUGCCCACAUACGAUAUACAUAGCUAUCUUAUCUUAUCACCAUGGCGCUCAUGUACACUGCCCACUCACACUCUCUGAUCUUGGGUCUUAUUCUUGGACGUUUGUACGAGUGUAUUUAGACUCUUCUUGUUCCAUCCACUCGUUUGUACUUGACAGCCACCGCCGCGAAAUAGAGACAAUUGCUCGGUGUUAACGCCAAGGCACUUUCAA
Molecule: messenger RNA, 3551 nt
Organism: Mycena citricolor
Lineage: Eukaryota; Fungi; Basidiomycota; Agaricomycetes; Agaricales; Mycenaceae
Source: the annotation of a GenBank genome assembly